CACCGGGCGGGGCGGGUCCGGUCCGGUCGGGUCCUCCGGGCCGCCAGGGGGCGCGCGUGGGGCGGCGGGAGGGCGGCGGGAGCGGCCGUGCGGUAGGAGCGGCCAUGCCGUACGCCAAUCAGCCCACGGUGCGCAUCACCGAGCUGACGGACGAGAACGUCAAGUUCAUCAUCGAGAACACGGACCUGGCAGUGGCAAAUUCCAUCCGCAGGGUGUUCAUCGCCGAGGUCCCCAUCAUAGCCAUCGACUGGGUCCAGAUUGACGCCAACUCCUCCGUGCUCCAUGACGAGUUCAUUGCCCACAGGCUGGGUCUCAUUCCCCUCACCAGCGAUGACAUCGUGGAUAAGAUGCAAUAUUCCAGAGACUGCACCUGUGACGAGUUCUGCCCUGAGUGCUCCGUGGAGUUCACCCUCGACGUGAGGUGCAACGAGGAUCAGACCCGACACGUCACCUCCAGGGACCUCAUCUCCAACAACCCCCGUGUCAUCCCGGUGACAUCUCGGAGCAGAGACAAUGACCCCAAUGACUAUGUGGAGCAGGAUGACAUCCUCAUCGUGAAGCUGCGGAAGGGGCAGGAGCUGAGGCUGAGAGCCUACGCCAAGAAGGGCUUUGGGAAGGAGCACGCCAAGUGGAACCCCACAGCAGGAGUGGCCUUUGAGUACGACCCAGACAAUGCACUGAGGCACACCGUGUACCCCAAGCCUGAGGAGUGGCCCAAGAGUGAAUACUCAGAGAUCGACGAGGAGGAUGCCCAGGCUCCCUAUGACCCCAAUGGGAAGCCAGAGAGGUUUUAUUACAACGUGGAGUCCUGUGGUUCUCUGCGCCCAGAGACCAUCGUCCUCUCUGCUCUCUCUGGCUUGAAGAAGAAACUGAGUGACCUCCAAACCCAGCUGAGCCACGAGAUCCAGAGUGAUGUCCUCACCAUCAAUUGAGGUGGCCCCUUGUGAGAGUGCCUGGGAGGGACUGAGUGCAGCAGCAGGUUCCUCCCUCUGCCUCUCCUGAACACCUCUUCUGGCUGAUGCCACCUCUCCCUGGCCAUCCUUCCCAGGGAAAGCCACCGUGAUGUGUGGGGUGAAGCAGGAAGGAGUCAGUGAAACAGGCUUUGUAUCCAAGUAAUCCUUGAGUUUUAGGCCAGAGUUCUGGAUUCUGGCCACAGGGUUGGGAGGCACGUACCCAGUUACAUGUACCUAUCUUAUUGGCAUGUCCAUUCCUUUCUGUGCUGAAUAAAGCCUUCCUUGCUGUGUUGUCAUCCCUGAGACCUCC
Messenger RNA from Calypte anna (Anna's hummingbird), 1263 nucleotides. It is a transcript of the gene POLR2C, whose product is annotated as RNA polymerase II subunit C. The transcript is spliced from 9 exons. Gene Ontology annotation, molecular function: DNA binding; protein dimerization activity; DNA-directed RNA polymerase activity. The coding region runs from base 105 to 932 and encodes 275 amino acids. Gene Ontology annotation, cellular component: RNA polymerase II, core complex. Gene Ontology annotation, biological process: DNA-templated transcription. The record is from RefSeq and is a predicted model, not a curated record. NCBI's taxonomy places the organism in Eukaryota, Metazoa, Chordata, Aves, Apodiformes, Trochilidae.